AAAGGUAAUCAAGAGAUCAUGUCUUUCAUUGUACCUUCUAUUCUUGUUGUUCCUUUCUUCAUUGUUUUUUUCUUUCUCACUAUUCUUGCUUUUCAAGUUCCUCAGUUGCCUCCCGAUGAAGUUGAAGGGUUGAAAUAUGUGGGGAAAAUAUUAGGAAUAGAUUGGAAUUUAAGUGCAAAUCCAUGCAGUCCAGAGUUUGCUUGGGUGCCUGCGGAUCAUCAAAACGACCUAUCGGCAAUAAGUAAUAUCACAUGCAACUGUGAAUAUCUUAACCAUACCGUUUGCCACGUCACUCAUAUAGUUCUGCAAUCGCUGAAUUUGGGAGGCACACUUCCAUCUGAUCUUUCGAGGCUUCCUUACCUGAAAGUACUUGAUCUCGUUCGAACUUAUAUCAGUGGCCAAAUUCCUCCACAAUGGGGUUCCACCAAGCUUUGCAAAAUUUCCCUACUUGGAAAUCGGCUCACCGGUCCCAUUCCAGAAGAGAUUGGAAACAUCACUACUCUUCAAGAAUUGGUCCUAGAAUCCAGUCACCUCUCAGGAACCUUGCCUUCAACCCUUGGAAAUUUGGUCAAAUUGGAAAGAUUACUUCUUGGCUCUAAUAACUUCACUGGGGAGCUGCCGACGUCUUUGGGAAUGCUAACCUCUUUGACCCAGUUCCGAAUCAGCGACAAUAACUUUGUAGGACAGAUACCCAGUUUCAUUCGGAAUUGGGUAAAUAUUAGUCUAAUAGUGAUUCAAGGAAGUGGGUUGAGUGGGCCUAUUCCUUCUGAAAUCGGACUUUUGAAUGAAUUAAUCGACAUGAGAAUAAGUGACCUGAAUGGAGCUUCAUCACCCUUUCCAUCGCUUAAUAAUUUGACCAACAUAAAUUAUCUAGUGUUGAGGAAUUGCAAUAUUACUGGAGUGCUGCCUGAUUAUUUGGCGAAGAUGACAACUUUGAGGAUCCUAGACCUCAGCUUUAACAAAAUAAGUGGGGAGAUUCCACCCAAUUUUCAUGAUCUUGCAGGGGUGCAAACAAUAUUUUUAACUGGAAACUUGCUAAAUGGAUCAGUGCCUGGAUGGAUGCUACAUGAUGGAGAGGUCAUUGAUCUCUCUUAUAAUAAAUUUGCACCACUCCCUGCGGAUACAAAUUGUCAAACACGAAAUAUGAAUUUCUUUGCAAGCUCUUCUCUUGACAAUGAUUCUAAGCUGGUAUCUUGUUUGAGGAAAAUCACAUGUGGACAAGUUAAGUACCAUAUCUAUAUAAAUUGUGGUGGUAAGGAAGAAAUCAUCAAUGGUGUUACGUUUGAAGGAGAUGAAGAUACAGGCAAACCAUCGCAGUUUCGUUUAAGCCAAACAAAUUGGGCAUUUAGCAAUACUGGCUCUUUUUUGGAUAAUCAUCACCGUACAUAUGACUAUAUUGCCGUCAAUUCAUCAACGUUGUCUAUGAAAAAUUCUAAACUGUAUGAGACUGCUCGACUUACUCCACUGUCUCUGACAUACUAUGUGUACUGCCUAGCAAGUUCAAACUACACGAUAAGCCUCCAUUUUGCAGAAAUAACAUUUACUAAUGAUAAAAGUUUUACGAGCCUCGGAAGACGUGUAUUUGAUGUUUAUGUCCAGGGAAGGCGGGUGCUGAAGGAUUUUAAUAUUGUAGAUGCUGCAGGUGGUGUUGGUAAAGCUUUCAUACACAAAAUUCCGAUCUCUGUUACUAAUGGCACUUUGGAGAUACGAUUUUAUUGGGCAGGGAAGGGGACAACUGUAAUCCCUUCAGGGGGAGUCUAUGGUCCUUUGAUUUCUGCCAUUUCAAUAGUUUCGGACUCUGAUCCUUCAGUUGAGCCUCUAGUAGAAAUUCGAAAUAACUUAUCUAUCGGUGCAAUUGUUGGAAUUUCGGCUGCAAUAGUCUUAUUUAUAAUUUUGGCUCUUGGAACUUUAUGGUCGAGAGGAUGUCUUGGAAGGAAAAGUAGACAUCCACAAGAUUUGGAAGGUCUAAAUAUUGGUCCAUUUUCUUUAAAGCAAAUAACAACCGCGACGAAUAACUUUGACACUUCCAAUAAGAUAGGGGAAGGUGGUUUUGGACCUGUUUAUAAGGUGAUAUCACUGAUUUGCUAUUUUGUUUUGUUCGUGAACGUUUCUUUUGCAGAUAUCUUAGACCAUAUGCAACGUAAAUUUUCUUUCAAAAUGAAGGGUAUCCUCUUAGAUGGCACCAUGAUUGCAGUGAAGAAACUUUCCUCAAACUCAAAGCAAGGAAAACGUGAAUUUGUGAAUGAGAUAGGCGUGAUAUCUUCUUUACAACAUCCAUAUCUAGUAAAGCUGUAUGGAUGUUGCACUGAAGGUGAUCAACUUUUGCUAGUUUAUGAAUAUAUGGAAAAUAAUAGUCUUGCCCGGGCCCUAUUUGGACCUCAAGAAUGUCAAUUAGAAUUGAAUUGGCCAACGAGACAAAAAAUUUGCAUUGGUUUAGCCAAAGGUUUGGCUUUUCUUCAUGAGGAGUCAGGAUUGAAGAUUGUUCACAGAGACAUCAAAGGUAGUAAUGUAUUGUUAGAUGAAAAUCUCAAUCCAAAGAUAUCUGACUUUGGUUUGGCCAAGCUUGAUGAAGAAGAGAAUACCCACAUGACCACUCGGAUCGCUGGAACAUUCGGAUAUAUGGCUCCAGAAUAUGCAACACGAGGCUACUUAACGGAUAAAGCAGACAUUUAUAGCUUUGGUAUUGUGACAUUGGAAAUAGUUAGUGGAAGGAGCAACGCUAUGUAUCGGUCAAAGGAUAAGUGCCUUUAUCUUCUUGAUUGGGCACUUGUAGUGAAAGAGAAAGGCGAUUUAAUGGAACUAGUUGAUCCAAGGUUAGGCUCCAAUUUCGACCAAGGCGAGGCAAUGGCAAUGAUCAACAUUGCUCUUCUAUGCACCAAUGUCUCUCCUUCUGCUAGACCCACUAUGACCUGCGUAGUGAGCAUGCUUGAAGGUAAGGCUGCAGUCGAGGAAUUAUCCACAAAUCCAAAUGACUUGAGAGAAGAGAUCAACGCAAUGUGGACCAUUAUGCACCAGAACCAGAAAUUGACUGACAAUGACAUCCAAACAGAGAGUGCAUCGUCUUUGGACAUUCUAUGUACCAGUUCUUCCACAUCCAUUUAGACCACAAAUUUGACUCAUUUCUAAUGUUUUGGAUAAGGUAUGUGGUAUAUCUAAGCUUUGAUUUUUUCUCUCUCCUUUAUAGGUUUGAUACUAUUUUGGUCUUAGUAUUUUCGGUCUCAACUCGUCUCUGUGUUUUCAAAAGGUUCAUUUUAGUUCAUGUACUUUCAAUUAUUUUUCAUUUUAAUCCAUGUUCAAAAUAUCGGUCUUGGUCCCAUACUUUAAAAAAAUUGACCAUUUUUAUCCAUGUGUUGCAAAAUCUUAACACAUCUUUUAUGCACGACUGAAUGGACUAGAAUGAUCACUUUCUAAAGGUGUAAGGACUGAAACAAACGUUUUGAAAGUACAAUAACUAAAAUAAGCAAAAGUUGAAAGUAUAAGAAUCAAAAUUGAUGUUUUGAAAUUAUAUAGAGACUAAAAAGAACUAGAGAAUAAAUGACCAAAAUAAUAUUUAAACGUAUUACGAUGGAAGCUUAGACAUACAUGUACCAUAUUCAAGACAUUGUAAAUGCAGUUUCAGAGUCCAGUUUCUACUCUAAAUUGAUGUCAAAGAAUUGAUACCACUUAAAAUAUAGGAGAGAUUAAAUCUUCUUCUACUUGAUUCUAGUAGAAUAUGUUUAUAAGAUCUGCAAGCUACAGUUUCUCAACAAGGCAACUCUUGGUUCCUGUUUACCAGGUGGGAUCCUCCAAAGGCCAUGCUAUUAUUAUUGGCUUUAAUUUUGUAGAAUCCAUAGUUCUGGUGUGUAAAAGCAUUCCUUAAAAUUGCUAUCUACUUUUUCUGUCUUUAUUAAUAAGAGGUGUAUCUAAUAUUACAAUC
Benincasa hispida (wax gourd) is the source of this 3916-nucleotide messenger RNA. RefSeq names its product putative leucine-rich repeat receptor-like serine/threonine-protein kinase At3g14840. Gene Ontology annotation, biological process: protein phosphorylation. NCBI's taxonomy places the organism in Eukaryota, Viridiplantae, Streptophyta, Magnoliopsida, Cucurbitales, Cucurbitaceae. The record is from RefSeq and is a predicted model, not a curated record. Gene Ontology annotation, molecular function: ATP binding; protein binding; protein kinase activity.